AUGGCACCUGCUUCCGCGCGGCGCCGCUCUGACAGCGUCGACGAGCUGCUGCCGAAGCAAUACUUGCCGCUGCCAGAUGCGGCUGCAUAUGUAGCAGCAGGUGAGGCUCCUGCUGCUGCUGCAGCAGCAGCUGCUGCUGCUGCUGCAGAUGCAGCAGCUGCAGCAGCAGCAGCAAAGCACCUUUCGGGAGAUGAAGAAGAAGAGCUGAUGCAAAAAGCAGCAGAGGCGUAUCUGCUGUCUGUACACCUUGAAGCCAAAACUCUCCCGCAAUAUGUUGCUGCUGCUGCACCCAGCAGCAGCAGCAGCAGCAACAGCAACAGCAAAAGGCAAGACCAGCAGCUGAAGACUUCAGCUGAUGAGGCGGCACCAAAAGGCGCCUCACGUGUGUCAGCAAAGAGCAUCAGCAGCAGCAGCAGUAGCAGCAGCAGCAGUACCAGUAGCAGCGCGGGUUAUGUCCAACGGAUGCUGCGACUGCAGCAGCAGCAGCAGCAGCAGCAGCAGCAUCCGCCUCUUCCCGCGUGGGAGUCUGAGGCCCUGGACUUCUUCAAGAGAAUUCGCACCUGGCUUCAGGAGCAGCGGGAGCUGCACGAGCAGCAGCAGCAGCAGCAACAGCAGCAACAGCAGCAGCAGAAGCAGCAGCAACAGCAGCAGCAGGAGCAGCAGGAGCAGCAGGAGCAGCAGCAGCAACAGCAGCAGCUAUACGCGCGUUGCCGGGAAUGGGGGGAGACAGAGUGGCGAUUAUACUGCCGGAGAUUUGCCCCCUCGCUGCUGCUGCUGCUGCACCUCGAUGUCUGCUGCUGCUGCUUCCUGCUGCAGCUGCUGCUGCGCGACUUGGACGUGCAGCUGCAGCAGCACAGACACAAACAGCAGCAGCAACAGCAGCUGCAACAGCAACCAGCCGCAGCAGCAAACGGGGCAGCAGCAGACGCAGCAACAGCAGAUGAAGAAGCAACGCCGGGUGAAGCAGCAGCAGCAACACCAGCAGCAGAAGCAGCAGCAACAGCAGCAGCAACAGCAGCAGAUGCAAAAGACACCUGCUGCUCUUUUGCUGGAAGUGCUACUUCUUUGCCUCAGCUGUGUUGGUUGUUUUUCGUUCUGACUGCGCUAGAUGAGCUGGAGGCUAUGCGUUGCGAAGUUUCGUAUUUGCUGCAGCAGCUGCGGCGGCGCUGCCUGCGGCUGCGCAGCAUGCUGGUGGAGCUGCUAGGGUGUACAGACUCUUCAGAUCAGCAGCAGCAGCAGCAGCAGCAGCAGGUGCUGCUGCUGCUGCAUAGACCCUUGCCGUUUCAAAUGAGCUGCAGCAGCAGCAGCAGCAACACUGACAGCAGCAGUGGCAGUCGCCACAGAAGCGCCGAAGGCGACUCUUCGAGCGCUGUUUCGCAGCAGCAGCAGCAGCAGCAGCAGCAACAGCAGCAGCAGCAGCAGGCUGUGACUCCAAGGGAGACAGCCCUGCGUCACCAGCUAGCUGCUGUUGAUGCGCUGCUGGUAAUUAUUGUCAAUUUUUUUGGCCAAAAAUAA
Molecule: messenger RNA, 1515 nt
Organism: Eimeria tenella
Lineage: Eukaryota; Apicomplexa; Conoidasida; Eucoccidiorida; Eimeriidae
Exons: 2
Coding region: 1-1515 (504 amino acids)
Source: RefSeq, a predicted model, not a curated record